Kalmanozyma brasiliensis GHG001 is the source of this 531-nucleotide messenger RNA. RefSeq lists its product as uncharacterized. Bases 1 to 531 code for a protein of 176 amino acids. Lineage: Eukaryota; Fungi; Basidiomycota; Ustilaginomycetes; Ustilaginales. The record is from RefSeq and is a predicted model, not a curated record. The transcript has a single exon.
AUGCUGCCAAACGCUUCAUCUUCCUCGACGGCAAGGCUGCUCCGCGUAGCUUCCAUCAAUGUCACUCGCCCUCUGCUCCUGAGACCACCAGCUCGUGCUUUCACUUCAACACCCUCCCGCACCCUUGCAGCACCACCAUCAUCUCAGUCCGAGACAGAAGAACUCAACGAAGCACAGCGCUACCUAGCCAGCAAGGCAGCACGCAAGCUUGACCGCUCUCAGAACCCCACAGGCUCAUCUGCACGCCACGCCUCGCUCUACAGCCAACUCUUCCCUGCCUUGCUGCGCAUCCUGGCCUACGGCAGCAGCGCUUACUUUGGGCUCCAUCUUCUGUGGAACGUGCUGGAUCGGGAUGAGCAGACUGAGCUCAUGAAUGCACAGACGAGCGGGUUAGAGUCGACGGCAAGAAGCCUGGUCGAGAAGGUGGAUCAGGCGAAGGAGAAGGUGCAAGGAGCGGUCUCAUCAGCAGUGUCGGAUGCACAGGAGGGGGCGGAGAAGGCCAAGGGGAAACGGUGGUAUUGGCCUUUCUGA